Molecule: messenger RNA, 3150 nt
Organism: Fundulus heteroclitus (mummichog)
Lineage: Eukaryota; Metazoa; Chordata; Actinopteri; Cyprinodontiformes; Fundulidae
Gene: acsl3a
Product: acyl-CoA synthetase long chain family member 3a
Exons: 15
Coding region: 394-2553 (719 amino acids)
Biological process (GO): neuron differentiation; long-chain fatty-acyl-CoA metabolic process; long-chain fatty acid metabolic process
Cellular component (GO): endoplasmic reticulum; plasma membrane; lipid droplet
Molecular function (GO): long-chain fatty acid-CoA ligase activity
Source: RefSeq, a predicted model, not a curated record
GACCUCCUUCCAUAGCGCUGGUCGGCCUCUAGCACGCGCCACUUUCACGAGUCCAAUCACAACGCAGAGAAGCCCUCCUCCCUUUCUCUUUCUCCCUCCCCACGCGACCUGCCAUCCACACACGCGAGGUCCACACCACAACACGAACGUACGUGGGCACCCACAGCUCGCGGGCCGCGCAGCAUCCACGGACAGAGGUGGUACGGAGUCAGGGAGCGAAUAAAGCUCCGCUGAGAAAGUGGCAGCUGGGUGAAAACCGUCGCCGGAGGAGUGGACAUUACCUUUCAGGAAAGGAAUCUGAAACUCCAGAGGAGAACAAGAAACAGAAUAAAGCCAGAGAACCUUAACAUUAGUGUCUUCUUCCUCACCUCAUCACCCCUCAUCUCCACCAAAAUGAAGCUCAAAGAAGACUUGAACCCCAUGCUGCUGCUCCUCUUCCACCUCAUGGUGUGGAUCUACACCACAAUUACCUUCCUGCCAUCCUACCUGCUCAGCUGGGUCUCCAGGUCCCACAGGGAUUUUUAUGGAUCAGAGGAGGAACGGGCCAAGAGACCUAAGGCUUGUUCAGUUCUGGGACGCCCAGAGGGACCCUACAGAGCAGUCAGCGCCACUAAAAGACUACUUUCAUCACUACACCCAGGAGUAGACACACUGGAUAAGAUGUUUGAGUAUGCAGCAAUGAGGUUCCCCCAUAGACCCUGUCUUGGGACAAGGGAAGUAGUUGCAGAGGAAGAUGAGCGACAGAGCAAUGGGAAGGUGUUCAAGAAGGUAGCCUUUGGAGAGUACCGCUGGCUCUCCUAUAGGGAGGCCCUGACGGCAGCGACUCAGCUUGGCAGCGGUUUGGCAUCUUUGGGUCAGCGGCCCAAAACCAACAUCGCCAUCUUCUGUGAGACCCGAGCAGAGUGGUUGAUCGCUGCCCAGGCCUGCUUUGCAUACAACUUCCCAUUGGUCACACUGUACUCCACCCUGGGAGGUCCAGCCAUUGCUCACGGACUGAAUGAGGCUCAAGUCACUCACAUUAUCACCAGCAGAGAUCUCCUGGAGAGCAGACUGAAGGCUAUCUUAUCUGAGGUUCCAAGGCUGCAGCAUAUCAUCGUGGUGGACAACACACCGACCACAUGGCCAGGCUAUCCACGAGGCAUCAGCAUCUACAACAUGGCGGCUGUUCAGAAGCUGGGAGCCAGACCAGAGAAUGCAACGUUUGAGCGCAAGCAGCCUCUGUCUUCAGACAUAGCAGUCAUCAUGUACACCAGUGGGUCCACGGGCAUUCCUAAGGGCGUCAUGAUCUCCCAUAGCAACAUCAUUGCCAGCAUCACAGGCAUGGAGGAGAGGAUACCCAACCUGAGUGAAGAGGAUACCUACAUCGGGUACCUCCCUCUUGCUCAUGUGCUUGAGCUGUGUGCAGAGCUCGUAUGCAUUUCUCACGGCUGCCGGAUCGGCUAUUCCUCACCUCAAACACUCGCUGACCAGUCAACCAAGAUCAAGAAAGGAAGCAGGGGAGACACCAGUGUCCUCCGGCCAACUCUGAUGGCAGCUGUCCCGGAGAUUAUGGACCGCAUCUAUAAGAAUGUGAUGACCAAGGUAGAGGAGAUGAACAGUUUCCAGCGAACACUCUUCAUUCUGGCAUAUAACUACAAACUGGAACAGCUUUCAAAAGGAUACAGCACACCACUGUGUGACAGGUUUGUGUUCAGGAAAGUUCGUUCUCUGCUCGGAGGUCGAACGCGAGUCCUGUUGUCAGGCGGAGCUCCGCUUUCUGCCGCCACACAGCGCUUCAUGAAUGUGUGUUUAUGUUGCCCAGUGGGUCAGGGAUAUGGCCUGACGGAGACCUGCGGUGCUGGGACUAUAUGUGAAUACUGGGAUUACAGCACUGGUAGAGUGGGAGGGCCGCUGGUUUGCUGUGAGAUCAAACUCAAAGACUGGGUGGAGGGCGGUUACCGAAGUACUGACAAGCCUCAUCCCAGGGGAGAGAUCGUUAUUGGCGGACCCAACGUCACCAUGGGAUAUUACAACUGUGAGGCAAAAAAGCAGGAGGACUUUUUUGUUGAUGAAAACGGCCAGCGGUGGUUCUACACUGGAGACAUCGGAGAGACUCAUGAAGACGGGUGUCUCAAGAUUAUUGAUCGUAAGAAGGACCUGGUGAAGCUGCAGGCAGGCGAGUACGUCUCCCUGGGAAAAGUGGAGGCCGCGUUGAAGAACUGCCCUCUGGUUGACAACAUAUGUGUCUAUGCCAACAGCGGUGAGACAUACGUGAUUGGCUUCGUGGUGCCCAGUCAGAAGCAGCUGCUGGCUCUGGCUGGCCAGUACGGUAUCCGAGGGUCAUGGGAGGAGCUGUGCAACAGCAAGGCCAUGGAGGAGCUGGUUCUGAAGGUCCUCACUGAGGCUGCGUUAGCAGCCCAGCUGGAGCGCUUUGAGAUACCUCGCAAGAUCCGACUGAGCCCAGACCCCUGGACCCCUGAGACAGGAUUAGUGACCGACGCGUUCAAGCUCAAACGCAAGGAGCUGAAGACACAUUAUAAAGACGAUAUCGAGAGGAUGUAUGGUGGAAAAUAACGGCCAGGGGCAGCAGAGCACCAUGCUUACAGUUGACUGAAAUAAUCUCAGUGCCAUCUGAGCGACUCUCCCCUCCACCACUCCUUCACCAGCAGUCGUAAUAUUUAUGAGGUCUCAAUUACCUAGCUGAACAAUGGGGAAAGCUUUUGAUUGUGCUAUGAGUCAGUGCUUACAAGAAAUCCUACAGCUUAUGAUCCUGCCAGCUGAUUUUUUUUAAAUCAAUAUGAGAUCUUUGGUGAAAUCUUUAUUAUUGUAUGCGAGUUAUGAAACAGAGCAGAUGUUAUCUCAUCUGUUGAACUCUGGUGCGAAGGCUACAGUAAAAUUACAGCUUUGCUGCCUCAUUCCUACGGGCUCACCAACAAGACACUAGAUUGAGGUUCUGGAUAUCGCAAAAUCAGGUUUUUUUUUUAACACAUUCUUUCUUUUAACUUAGAAAAUGUUCCUCCUCCAGUUCUUACUUUGCUUAUCCUGCAGGCCAGGAGGCAGUUAAUGUUCUUGUUCCUUUUCUUUUUGUCUCCACAUUGUUUGGGUUUCUUGUCUUGGUUUAUUUUGUCUCCCACCCACACUCCGACUGUGACUCUGCCUAAUCGCGGGACG